AUGGCAAGAUACUAUUGUGAUUACUGUCACUCGUAUCUAACGCACGAUACACUAAGUGUGCGUAAGUCGCAUUUAAUUGGUAAGAACCAUAUUCGACUCACAGCAGACUACUACUAUAACAAGGCCAACCAGCAGCGCAUACCUUUUCUGUUCCCCAAGACAAAGAGGCCUCGACGUAAAUUACGGAAUAAUGUUGAAGCGACAGCAGAUACUGCAAAAGAAGCUUCUGCAGCUAGAUUACAUUGUGAGACAAAUAAAACUAAACGCCAGCGUCGCAAAAUACGCCAGGUCGAACCUACAGCGACACCUUUAAAACAGAUUUACGCCAAUUCCCCGGGAUUUAACAAGGUUUUCACAUCAGAAUGCAGGCUAGAUGUCGGUGACGUUAUUAAAGUAAGCAGGCUGCCGCAGCGUGCAAACCAGAAGCCAGGAGCCUCUACCUCUUUAUCAACACCUGUAGCUGCUAAUACAACUGCAUCUGCUGGACGCGCAGAGCUUUAUAAACCCCGGUACAACGAUAGCGGUUCGGGAACAGGAUUGCCGCCGCCUCUUGCACUCACCAUGUGGGGGAAUACAAUUACCAACAACAGCAUAGUUUAUCACACUAAGGAUACACUGCAAAGAACAGCCGCUAAAGUUAAGGCCUCUUUAGCUGCUGGAACCCGCUCAGACUACUCUCAACGCUUCUCGCAUACACACCAACGCUAG
Eremothecium sinecaudum is the source of this 708-nucleotide messenger RNA. It is a transcript of the gene YHC1, whose product is annotated as Yhc1p. Gene Ontology annotation, molecular function: zinc ion binding; pre-mRNA 5'-splice site binding. Gene Ontology annotation, cellular component: nucleus; U1 snRNP. The coding region runs from base 1 to 708 and encodes 235 amino acids. Gene Ontology annotation, biological process: mRNA 5'-splice site recognition; spliceosomal snRNP assembly; mRNA splicing, via spliceosome. Lineage: Eukaryota; Fungi; Ascomycota; Saccharomycetes; Saccharomycetales; Saccharomycetaceae. The transcript has a single exon. The record is from RefSeq and is a predicted model, not a curated record.